Molecule: messenger RNA, 2741 nt
Organism: Scomber japonicus (chub mackerel)
Lineage: Eukaryota; Metazoa; Chordata; Actinopteri; Scombriformes; Scombridae
Gene: tril
Product: TLR4 interactor with leucine-rich repeats
Exons: 1
Coding region: 222-2741 (839 amino acids)
Cellular component (GO): extracellular matrix
Molecular function (GO): protein binding
Source: RefSeq, a predicted model, not a curated record
CACUGCACACAUUAAUUUGCUCUAUAGAUAAUGCUUCUCUAUAGAUGAUGAUGCUGCCCAUUUGCUUGAGGCGAAGAGCACUUUUCUUGUCACUUUUCAGUGCAACAAGUGAAUUAUGGACGAGUCAGUCUCCAGCGUGAGAGAGGAGAGGGACGACUGCACCUGAACAAAACAAAGCGAAUGCCGCAUCAGUCUCUGGCUGUGCCAGCCGCGCUGUGGGAAUGGAUACAGGCAAUUUCCUGGCGGGGAUAUGCUUUUUCCUGCUGUCGCUAGAGGGGUUCAUCUCGUCUACACCGGCGCUGGACUUUUGUCCCGACCGCUGUGACUGUCAGCACUCGCAGCAUCUGAUGUGCACCAAUCGCGGUUUGCGCUCUGUGCCCAAACCCGCGGCGCGGGUGCCCGAGGAGGUGCUGAUCUUCAGCCUUGGGGGAAACUUUAUUGGAAACAUCUCUGCCUUUGACUUCACGCGGUACAGUAACCUUGUCAGGUUGAAUUUACAGUACAAUCAAAUACAGAGCGUUCACCCCAAAGCAUUUGAGAAACUGUCCAAGCUGGAAGAGCUCUAUUUGGGACAUAAUCUUUUAUCAACUAUUCCCGCUGGGACUUUACAACCCCUGAAGAAAUUAACUAUUCUCUAUGGCAAUAAUAAUGAUAUAAAGAAAAUAACACCGGGACUUUUUACCAACUUGGAUAACCUUGUUAAGCUGCGCCUGGAUGGCAACGCCAUAGAAGUUCUGCAGGACUCUGUUUUUAAAAGUUUGACCAGUCUACAUUAUCUCCAUCUGGAAUCCAACCAGCUGCAUCAUAUUCACAGAAACGCUUUUUCUAAACUCACCAACCUGCGCUUUCUAAAUCUGGCCCACAACAAGCAGUCAGUCGUGCGCAAUGUUCUCACUUUUUCCGAACUCAAAGCUUUGACAACUCUGCUGUUGUCUGAAAAUGAAAUUCAAUACGUCGCAAACCACGUCUUCCAAAAUCUGAAAAAACUGUCCAAACUGUCCCUCAGCAACAACAGGAUUUCUCGUCUGGACUACGGGGCUCUGAAGGGGCUGUCCAGUCUCAAGCAGUUUCUGAUUGACGGCAACGAACUGGAGGAAAUCCCCGCUGGCCUCCUCGACCCUCUGGAGCGCAUCGAGGAGCUGGACUUCAGUCGCAAUCGGAUUUCCAUAGUUGACUCUUUGGCUUUUGCGCAGCUCAAACAUCUGAGGGUGCUGAAGUUGAAGAACAACAUGCUCACCAGCUUGUCCGGGGACAUCUUUGCCCUCAAUAACGUGCUUUACGACCUGGACCUCCAUGGCAACAACUGGACAUGCGACUGUCGCCUGGAGGAACUGAAAAGAUGGAUGACUACUGCACAUUCUCAGGGUAAAUUGUUGACUGUUUUUGUGCAGUGUCAUCACCCGGCAACUCUGAGGGGAAAAUAUCUGGACUAUGUGAACAGCUCCCAGCUGCUGCCCCUAGGGAACUGGUCACAUUUGUGUAGGAGUCAAAGUGGGCCUGAGGAGAGCCGGGGAGGGCGUGUGUUGGUAAAGGUGGGGGGCAAUGAGAGAGGAGAGGCAGAUGCAAUACAACAAGAGGAGAGAGAUGGAGAAAGCCAGGUAGAGGAAGAAGGAGAGGUGAAAGAGACAGAAGGUGUCGAUUUGACACAGCGCAACAAGGAUGGGGUGAUGCUGAGGAAAGAAGCAGAGAAAAGGAAACGAGAGGGAGAGGAAGAGAUGGGAAUCCAGGGAGACCAAGGAGGCCCGGAAGUGGCAGAAUCCUCUCCUCCCCUGGAAAGAAAGAAACCAAAGAAGGAGUUACUCAGCCCAAGGUCACGACCUGCCACAGAGGCAGCUGGGAAACGUGCAAAAGGGAGACGAAGGUCGAAUGUCAUUUCCAGAACAGAUGCACCAGCCUUUUCCACACCAAGUUAUACUAGAAACCAGGAGGCAACCCCAACUAAUCCAAGCACAGGGUACACCACCACCUCUCCUAUCCUGUCAGCAGGAAAAUUUGAUCUUCUGAGGUCAAAUCAUGAGGAGGGUCUACCUGUAAUCAUGGAUCCAUGUGUGUUCAACCGCCACUUCAUCACUAAUGUGUCAGUGGAUCAGGUCACGUCCAGUACUGCCACAGUUUAUUGGACCACCAGGGAUCAUCACCGCUACACCCCAGGACCUGGGUCAGGCCUAGAUGAAGUCCAUUACCGGAUUCUGUUUGACCGAUUUGGGACACCAGACCGUUUCCCCCGCUAUGUUUAUGCCCGCGGGACCAUUCGCUCUGUGACCCUUCGAGAACUCAGCUCGGAUGUGACUUACAUGGUCUGCGUGGAAGGAGUGGUUGGUGGAUCUGUUUGUCAAGUCGCCCCCCGUGACCACUGUGCAGGAUUGGUCACUCUUCCUGAGGGGUUCGCUCGUGGAAACACGCUGACCUCUGACCUGCAGGUGGUGACUUUGGCGACACUGGCUGGGAAUGCCAUGCUACUGCUGGUCAUCGGUGGCGUCUGGCUGGGGCGCAGCCUGAAAAAGAGGUUGCAGAGGAGGAAGUCGGCCGUGCACGUGCGGCACAUGUACUCCACCAGGCGACCAUUUCGUCCCACCAUGGCGACCGCCUCGGUGUCCACUGACUUCACCAGCUACCAAAGCAGUCGUCCAGCACGACUUGCACCACUAGAGGAAGGAGAUCUGAUUGAGUUCCCUUGUGACCGCUUUCUGGACAGCAGUGGUGCUCGCAGAGACAGCGACAUGCAGAGGUUCUCUGACUAG